AUGGCUAAAAAUACCAGUAGUUCCGCAUUUCGAAAGAUUGAUGUCGAUCAAUACAAUGAAGACAACUUCAAAGACGAUGAACAAGAAAAUCAACAAUUGAGUGGAAUUGAUGAAGGAGCAAUAAAUCAACUUUUACUUCAACAAAAAAAUGUCGAUGCAUUGAAGAUUUGUCUUGAAAACGCCCCGCUUCUAAGCAAAAACCAACAGCUCAAAGAUCAAGCACUUCAAAUUACGCUGCGAGUGAUGUUAUCAAUAAAACCAUCACAAAUUGAUACUUGUCUUGAUACUCUUGAUCCAGACACCACCGACACAUUAAUGAAAUAUAUUUACCGAGGAUUCGAAUUUCCAUCGGAUGGCUCAAGUGGACAUUUAUUGCAAUGGCAUGAAAAAGUAUUUAGCAAAUCAGGAGUUGGUUCAAUUGUUCGUGUACUCACAGACACAGCAAGGGCGUAG
Messenger RNA from Clunio marinus, 453 nucleotides. The record is from the annotation of a GenBank genome assembly. NCBI's taxonomy places the organism in Eukaryota, Metazoa, Arthropoda, Insecta, Diptera, Chironomidae.